AAUUGAUUGAGCUUUAAGCUUUGCUCAUCAAUAGAAUUAUCAGAAUCUGAUUGGUUUUUCUCUAACCAAUACUUUUUGCGAAUAUGCCAUUCUUCCCGGCUUACAAUGCACUUGAGGCGAGGGACUUCAAUUCUCCAUUUCUGCCCUACUUUGUUGACUAAUUUCCCAGGCAGCCAUAACGUUUUUCCGUUUUUGUUUGUGUUUUUGACUAACACUUCUUCAUUGUUGGCGAAUCGGCUUCUUUUAUGCCAUCUUUUGGGCGUUUCUUCGUUUUUGAAUAUUUUCUUUUUCCAGAAUGGACUUUCUUCGUUUUUCAAGAAUGGUUGAGGACUACGCCAUUUUUUCUGUUUUGGAGAAUUGAAUACUUCUUUUGGAAUGAAUUUUGCUAGAAUCCUCGAAUUUGUUCGAAAUUUAUUCAAUAUUGGCAAGCCCAAAAUAUUGACAUCUCCUUUGACCACAUGGAAUUCUUCUUCUGACGUAAUUCCGAAUAAUUCUACAAUUGCCUUGAAUUUCCCUUCAAUCUCGAAUUUUGUUUUCCCUAGGC
Messenger RNA from Meloidogyne enterolobii, 544 nucleotides. The record is from the annotation of a GenBank genome assembly. Lineage: Eukaryota; Metazoa; Nematoda; Chromadorea; Rhabditida; Meloidogynidae.